AUUAGAAUUUGAAAAACAAAAAACUUGGCUUAAUAUUCGACUGGAAUAUAGUCGCAGUCAGCUUACGAAAAAACUGCAUAAGGUCAAUGCGUUAAAAAAAGACAUCCAGAAAAGAAGAGAAGACAUCGAUAACCUAAAGAAGGCUGAAGAAAACUGUCGGCAAAUCCUGGAUGAACUCAUGGCAAAGCAGCAGCAACUUAAAGACGUAAUUAUCACUCAGAAUUCCAACAUUGACACAGUUCAAACUCAAAUUGAAGAGGAACGGAAGAAGUUUUUGGCUGUUGAAAGCUCUACAGGAUGGAUCUGUGUUUCUUACCUACAUAUUAGUUACCCAAAAGAAAACAGAAUUACAGCUAUUGGAGUUAAGAACGUUUUGCACAGUGAUGUGCAGGCUCUACAAUCCGAUCAAGAAGUCAAGGCCCACCUUAGAUCCCUACUGCAGCAAAUAGCAUCCCAGGAAGAUGUUCUGUGCAAGACAGCAGCUCCAAACCAACGAGCCCAAGAGAACUUGAAGACUCUCAGACACAAGUUUCAAGAAUACACAGAUGCUUUUGAGGCCAUCACAAAGGAAGCCAGAAUGCGUAGGCAGGAGUUUGAACAGGUGAAAAAAAGGAGAUACGAUCUUUUCAGCCGGUGUUUUGAGCACGUGUCAACCUCAGUUGAUCAAGUCUACAAGAAGCUCUGUGGAAACAACAGUGCACAAGCAUUUCUUAUGGCGGAGAACUCUGAAGAACCUUACUUGGAGGGAAUUAGCUAUAGCUGCGUGGCCCCAGGGAAACGGUUUAUGCUGAUGGACGAUUUGUCACGGGGAGAAAAGUGCGUGGCAGCUUUGGCUCUCCUGUUUGCUGUGCACAGUUUUCAGCCUGCUCCAUUGUUUGUUUUAAAUGAAGUGGAUGCAGCUCUGGACAAUACUAACAUUGGCAAAGUAUCAAGUUACAUCAAAGAGCAGAGUCAAGAACAGUUUCAGAUGAUAGUCAUCUCCUCAAAAGAAGAGUUCUUUUCCAAAGCUGACUCAGUAAUAGGCAUCUGUCCAGAGUAUGAGGACUGCAUGUUCAGCCGAGUUUUGACCCUAGAUCUUUCUCAGUAUCCAGACACUGAAGACCAAGAGACCAGCAAGAGACAUGGAGAGUCCCAUGAGAAAGUAGAGUGCCCUUGAGCACCUGCCAGCUGGAAGAGCAAACAGGACAGUCCUGUAGUGGUCAGGUUAAUCAUUGUUUAGUUCCCACUCUAAUACUCAAACAGCUAUUGAAUAACAAACUUCUGGAGCAAGCAGGACCAACCUAGUGUGCCGUUUAAGAAAACAUCUUAGUUGAUCUAGCUAGAGGCUGUGAGCUCACUUCAUUUAUGGAGUGUUCAGGCCCCACUGUAGUAGGGAAAGUUUUCUAUGAGAGUUAACA
Messenger RNA from Galeopterus variegatus (Sunda flying lemur), 1397 nucleotides. RefSeq names its product structural maintenance of chromosomes protein 1B-like. NCBI's taxonomy places the organism in Eukaryota, Metazoa, Chordata, Mammalia, Dermoptera, Cynocephalidae. The record is from RefSeq and is a predicted model, not a curated record. Gene Ontology annotation, cellular component: nucleus; cohesin complex. The annotation marks the transcript as partial. Gene Ontology annotation, biological process: sister chromatid cohesion. The transcript is spliced from 9 exons. Gene Ontology annotation, molecular function: DNA binding.